AUGAGAGGCUUCAAUUGCUCCAUCACCUGUGGUCAGUCCCAUCCCCUCACCCUCUCUAUUGACACCAUUCGUUCCUUCAUUCAUUCUCUUUACUUACCAUUUUCAGGGAAUGAAAUAGCUACAACCUGCGUUGAACGCUUCUGGAUAGAGUGUGGAAAAUCGUUUGAGUCGUGUCGGAUAGUCGGAGGUUAUCCCGUAUGUCCUGGCAAAUAUCCUUGGAUGGCUGCCAUUUCCUAUCGGGGAGAUUUUCAGUGCGGAGGAUCCCUCAUCAACGACAAAUACAUUCUCACUGCUGCCCAUUGCCUAAUUGGGAAUGCAUCUGGGUAUUUGGUGUCACUGGGAGAUCACGAUCUGAAGGUGCUGUCGGAAGCUGCCUCCAUCUCAGUCCCCGUUUCCGGACUUCUGCUCCAUCCAGAAUACACGCACAAAGAUGACCAUUACGUGAAUGACAUUGCCCUCCUGGAACUGAAAGUCCCAGUGAAUUUCAAGGAACACUCGAACAUCCGGCCGGUGUGUCUGCCCAAACCGGAUGAGAUGGACGUUGGGAAAGAAGCGACAGUCGCAGGAUGGGGCUCCGAAUACAGC
This is a messenger RNA of Darwinula stevensoni, 585 nucleotides long. NCBI's taxonomy places the organism in Eukaryota, Metazoa, Arthropoda, Ostracoda, Podocopida, Darwinulidae. The record is from the annotation of a GenBank genome assembly.